Notechis scutatus (mainland tiger snake) is the source of this 1682-nucleotide messenger RNA. It is a transcript of the gene RTF2, whose product is annotated as replication termination factor 2. The record is from RefSeq and is a predicted model, not a curated record. Lineage: Eukaryota; Metazoa; Chordata; Lepidosauria; Squamata; Elapidae. Gene Ontology annotation, biological process: mitotic DNA replication termination. Gene Ontology annotation, cellular component: nucleus.
AUUUCGCCGGUCUGCGCCGGAAGUGCUCGUGUCACCUGACCGGAAAAGUCUUUUCUGCCUGGCAACCCGGAACUUCCAGAAAGCCAGUUGGAGGCGAAAUGGGUUGCGAUGGAGGAACCAUCCCAAAACGGCACGAACUGGUGAAGGGCCCUCGUAAGGUGGAGAAGGUUGACAAAAAUGCAGAAUUAGUAGCCCAAUGGUACUAUUGCACUCUAAGUCAAGAAAAGUUAAGCAGACCUAUAGUAGCUUGUGAACUUGGCAGGCUUUACAACAAAGAUGCAGUCAUUGAAUUUUUGCUGGAUAAAUCUUCUGAUAAAGUCCUUCUGGAGGCUGCAUCCCAUAUCAAGAGUAUUAAGAAUGUCAUGGAAUUGAAUCUCUCAGACAAUCCAGCUUGGACUGGUGACAAGGGUAAUACAAAAGGAGAUAAAUAUGCUGACAUCCAAAGUGCACGUUUUAUUUGCCCUGUAGUUGGAUUGGAAAUGAAUGGAAGGCAUCGCUUUUGCUUCCUACGUAACUGUGGGUGUGUAUUUUCUGAACGUGCUCUCAAGGAAAUUAAAACGGAAACUUGUCACAAGUGUGGGGUCCCCUUUCAAGAUGACGAUGUGAUUGUCCUUAAUGGCAGUAAAGAGGACGUAGAGAUGCUAAAGAAAAGAAUGGAGGAGCGAAAGCUGAAAAGUAAAUUAGGGAAGAAGUCUAAGAAAUCUAAAGCAGUAGAGACCAUUGUGAAAUCGGAAGCCGCUGAAGAUUCACAGAGUCCAUCUCAAGUAAAUACUGCAAAAGAUAUUACGCAAACUGGAGAAAAGAGAAGCAUUGCCUUCUGCAAGAGUACAGUCAGUGAAAAAGCACCAUCUUUCUCUGAAAAAAGCAUCAAAGGUGCAACAGAACCUGUGAAGAGGUCCUCUGUAGCCAGUGGGGAGAAAUCAGAAGCGUACAAGUCUAUUUUUACUUCCCACAGCUCGGCCAAACGCUCUAAGGAAGAGUCUUCCAAUUGGAUCACACACACCGCGUACUAUUUCUGAAAUAGAAAAUUUUAUGAUUUCGAGCAUGCCCUGCUUUUUGCCACCUGUUGCUUUCUUCUUAUAGAAGCUUUUGUUUUAGGAAAUAGUGCUCUUUUCAAUAACGAAACAGCUUCAAAAACAAACCAACAUAGUUUUGAAGAGGAGAUCAUUAAAAAAGGUAGCUAAACUUGGAUUUUAAAGGGCAUCUACUUUGAGUAAGUACUCAUCAUAAAAAUGAUUGCUUGAUGUCCUUUUAGAAGUGAGGAACUGCUUAUUUCAACUAGGUUCUGCUUAAUCUGAAUAAUUAGGCUGCAUCUGAGUACAUAGCCACAGUUGGUAUCUUGUAAGCAUUUUCUAUCAAUUUACUUUAGUAGGAAUUUUCAAAAUUGUGAGUAGAAAGAUAGAGGCCAGGAUUACAUCAACCUAUUCGAUUUUUGUCUAGAUUUGUUACAGAUGCCACUUGAGACAUUUCCCUAUCCUGUUGUCAAAAUGUGAGAUUAAUUUAAUAGGUCCUAAUCCUGAAGAUGAUUCAUGAACAAAAUGUCCAAGAACGUUUGUGGAGUGAUGAGCCACCAUCACACUUUUGCAGUCUUUAUUCUAGCUUGUUCAUCUUUCGUGAUAUAGCUCUUGUUGAUCUAAGAGUUCUUAUAUUGCUGAUUGUUUUAAAUUAUCACCUUAAUUCUG